Messenger RNA from Nannizzia gypsea CBS 118893, 237 nucleotides. Its product is annotated as M-phase inducer phosphatase. The record is from RefSeq and is a predicted model, not a curated record. Lineage: Eukaryota; Fungi; Ascomycota; Eurotiomycetes; Onygenales; Arthrodermataceae. The coding region runs from base 1 to 237 and encodes 78 amino acids. The transcript has a single exon.
AUGCCAACCAAGGAGCACGAGUUUGCAUGCGAGCGUGGCCUGGGCAAAGUGAAGCAACGGUCGAAGCUAUCCCGAGCUCAAACGUUCGCUUUUGGUCAGCACUCGCCAAUGGAGGAUAGUCCAACCGGUCGAUGCCGCGGAGCAAGCGAUCGCAACAUCAACACUGCUUUCGAGAGCCCACUUGGGCGAGGCUUUUCCCCUGGCCGUCUACCUGAACGACGCAUGUUCUCAUACUAG